UAGUUGAGUCUCUCACCGCUUUUCCUAGCACUCGAACAUAUUGAUUUCUUGGUCGAGGUUUGAUCAGAGCAUAUCGGCUUGGUUAUUAUACUAAUAUAUUACAUAUUGAGCACUGAACCAGCACAUAUAUGAGUGACAAACUCACCAGGGCCAAUACGGCCGUAUAUACGACUGUGACAGCCGUUUGAAUUGUACGGACCGACACCGACAGCACUAGAACUUUACGGUAUACGGUUCGGUUACAGACGGUGCGCAGCCCUAUCAAUGUUUGUCUUCUUCCUCGACCGAUGUCAGCUUCAGGAAUAUCCAAAAACACCAUAGGUGCGACAGAAGCAAUGCUCCACUUGGAUGCAGUGGCAUGCUCCAUACCAGAGCCUGUAUUCCCACCCGGGGACCUAAACUCUCACGUCUCUGGUAUUCUUCGUGCCACGCGACCUUUCCUUGACACCGACCAUGACUGGAUACUCCCUAAUAUCGAGGUCCUCCAACGACAGGUCUCGGUAUACGACACAUUGUUAGACCGCAUCGAUGAAAUCAGAUCGGGAGUACAAAGCCGCCGCGAUGCAGUUCAAAAGUCAUUGGCAGCGUAUGCAUCGACACUAGCACCCAUCCGACGUCUUCCCAGCGACGUUCUUCGAUCCGUGUUUCGCGAGAUACAAAUCUCGCAGUGGCAGAAAGCUGGCAAAUCAAAACAGAAAGAUGGCGAGGCGUUGGAUUUUUCACAAGGUCCGUGGGUGCUCAGUCGUGUAUGCGGUGCUUGGAGGGAUAUCGCUCUAUCCUAUCCCCAACUCUGGUCGCAUAUAAGACUUGAUUUUUCGCCUCCCUAUACAAUGGACCCGCCCGGGGAGCAUCGGCGUCCCCCUCGUCAUACGAUCGAUGCACUAAAAGCCAUGAUUCAUCUUUCUAAACAACAUCCUCUCGACAUAGUAUUCAACCUUGAUCGUAAAGGCGAUAAGGAUAUCGCCGUUCAAGUUUUUUACAUGAUUCUCAAGGAGUCAUGUCGGUGGAGGUCCUUGCGGCUACGUACUUCCCCGGUUUUUUUGGAGCUAUUCAAGAUGGUUCGCGGAAAGAUUCCUUGUCUGGAAUCUUGCACUUUGGAUACUUUGGAUAUGCUUGAAAGCGACAGAGCGGACCUGCCUGAAGAUACUCGAAGUAUCUUCGCUGAAGCCCCUCGCCUUCAAAACGUGACUUUAUGCGGUACCCACGGUCUCGGGAGUUUCAUGUUUCCUCCUCAUAUCACACAUCUCGCAGCAUGUACGAACAAUGUUGCUAACCUUGGAGUUUACCAGUCUCUCGUCGAAUGCCAUCUCGAGAUCGAUCCAAGAAACGACCAGGAUAUUUCCCUCCCUCUUAACAUUCACCUUCCCAAUGUCCGGUACCUUUUUCUGUCAUCACUGCGAGUACUUGCACAUCUGUGCCUACCUUCCUUAAAAAAUCUCACAGUCGAUCGUGUCGACUCGAACCUUGGUGCAAACACGCGGGAUGUUCAGAUUGUGAACAAUUUCAUCCGUCGUUCUCGGUGCUCCCUUUCCAGAUUAGUCUUCCAUUCCUCGAACGCAAACGAUCAGAUCUUCAUCCGGGAGUCACUCUUAUUCAUGAACACUCUGGUGUCCUUGGAAAUUUUGUUCGUUUGGGACAUUGAGGAUACCUUCCAUGCCCUUGCUCCUGUUGGAUUCCUCCCAAAUUUGCAGCAUCUGCGGCUAUUUUGUUACGAUGUACCUUCAUCCCAAGAUUCCCUCAUCGCAAUGAUCUCUUCGCGUAGCCAAAAUCUUCGUUCGAUCCAAUUUUACUGUUACAAGCCUGAGGAUGCGGAGAGCUUCAAUCGAUAUCUCGCACCACUGCAGCAACCUGGACAACACUUUAUUGCUACACCAAGCGAACUACAUAACGAAACUUCUGGAAUGCAGUUCGGAGAAUUCGGUCAGUGCGAUUUAGAUGCUACAGUUGAUCAGCGAAAUUUUUCUCUACAGUACGUCCUCCUUUACUCGGAGAUCUCCAGUUGCUGCAAUAGACCUCCUAGUUAGCUGCGAGCACGGUGGGAUUAAUUUGGAUAUGUUAACGCCCGAUAGCACCGCCCGUUUGGAGGCAGCGUGGCUUCAAUACUGAUUAGUCUUUACAGAACUACAGCCAUUGACAUCUAGUACCGUCCCACAGAUCUCUUGUGUCCUUUGUCCCUCUCCUAAUUCAGACAGAUAAAAUA
Molecule: messenger RNA, 2200 nt
Organism: Desarmillaria tabescens
Lineage: Eukaryota; Fungi; Basidiomycota; Agaricomycetes; Agaricales; Physalacriaceae
Exons: 2
Coding region: 288-2024 (578 amino acids)
Source: RefSeq, a predicted model, not a curated record